AUGCGCCCUCCAUCCCUCUCCUCCGCCUUCGCAGUCGCCUUAACCCUCCCGCUCUCCGCACUCGCCUCCGCCGCACACCCACACGGAGGCUCGCACCACCUCCCCUCCCAUCCGCAACAACACGGUUCGCGCGGUGUCUUUGCGCGCGACGCGAGAGCCGAGUCGGUCCUGGUUGAUCGGGCGGCAGAGUGGGUUGAUGAGCGGGCUGUCGAGUUUGAGCCGCCUGCUGGGACGAGCGGGGAAGGGUACCGAGCGGUCGUUGGGAGCUGGACGGCAGAUGACGACUUGUGGGUCUCGGAAGGGCGGUAUGCGGAUUCGGAGGCGUUGGCGGAGAGGGACUUGACGCAGGACGAGCAGCGCGACCAGAUCAACAACAAGGUUGCCGCGGCGGAUCUGGCAAACAAGCUGCUCAUCAACCCCAAGUGGAUCGCGCUGAAUCCAAAGUGGAAACCGACGAACGGGACGUCGACGGCGGCGAAACCUUCCACCGCCCCGCCCUCGCCUGCGAUUUCUGCGUCAAAAACCGCAUCAGCAGCAACAACAACCAAGUCCACAGUCGGAGGGAGCCUCGUCCUCCCCGCUCCUCCAGCCUCGACCUGCGCGACUCCCUACUACGGCGUCGCAGGGACAUCAGCCGUCUACGGCCCGGGACUGGGAGACUUCCCCAUGCUCCCUCGGCCAUCGACGUUCGUAAAGCGGAGCGGGAACAAACUCGUGUUGGAUGGCGAGACGUACAGGAUUGUCGGGCCGAACAUCUACUGGCUCGGCCUCGACGAGAACGUCUACCCCAGCCCCUCCUACCCCUCGCACGGCCGCAUCCGCGAAGCGAUGGCCAUCACUGUCGCGCUGGGCGGCAACACGAUCCGGUCGCAUACCCUCGGUAUCAGUUACUCGCUUUGGCCGAGUGCGUGGAAGACGAACAACAAGGCCUUCGAUACGAUUGACUACUCGAUCUGGGCGGCGAGGAACUAUGGCUUGAGGUUGAUCAUUCCUUUGACCGACAACUAUGCGUACUACCAAGGCGGCAAAUACGACUUCAUCGGCUGGGCCGGAGCCGACACGAGCGACGGCAGCCAAUUCUACACCAACAGCGCCGUGAUCGAGCUCUUCAAGGGCUACAUCAAGGUGCUGCUGACGCACGUUAAUCAGUAUACUGGGGUCGCGCUCAAGGAUGACCCGACGAUUCUUGCUUGGGAGACUGGCAACGAACUCGGCGGCUACAUGCUCGGCGGCGGCGCCCCUCCCGCCUCGUGGACCAAAUCCAUCGCGACCUACAUCAAGUCCCUCGCGCCGAAUCACCUCGUCGCAGACGGCUCGGACGGACUGACGAACUAUAACGGCGAUUUGGCGAAUACGGGUGUCGGGGUUUCCAAGGUUGAUCUUGUGACCGACCACUUCUACCCAGCGCUUCAGUGGCUGCUCGAGAAGGACCAAGGCUGGAUGAAGUCGAUCUCGAAGAACUUCUUCGUCGGCGAGAACGACUGGACUGGUCAGAAGGGAGGCAGCGACCUGAACACCUUUUACGCGACUAUCGAGAGCUGGGACGGGUCCGGGUCGAUGAUGUGGUCCAUCUUCGGUCACGACGACUACUGCUGCAACUACGUCAACCACAACGACGGCUACACUCUGAUGUACCCGAACGGCAAUACACAGGCGCUCCGGACGCAAGCCUGGUACCUCAUGCAGCACUGGUACCGCAUGCGCGGCCUCACACCUCCCGCAGCCCUUCCCGCCGUCGCCUGCCCACAGCCGGAGCUCCUUCCCUGA
Messenger RNA from Rhodotorula toruloides NP11, 1767 nucleotides. RefSeq names its product mannan endo-1,4-beta-mannosidase, glycoside hydrolase family 5 protein. The transcript has 15 exons. The record is from RefSeq and is a predicted model, not a curated record. The coding region runs from base 1 to 1767 and encodes 588 amino acids. Lineage: Eukaryota; Fungi; Basidiomycota; Microbotryomycetes; Sporidiobolales; Sporidiobolaceae. Gene Ontology annotation, molecular function: hydrolase activity, hydrolyzing O-glycosyl compounds.